AUGUCUGAGGGGCUCUGGGAACAGGAACAGGGCUCAGUGAGUGGACAGCGUGGGCUCCUUGCCCCUGUGAACGCCUGCCUGACCCUCCCUUCUUCUCCCAGGUCCCAGGGCCUCUCCUUGGUGCUGCUGCUUCCUCUGCUGCUGCUGCUGGGCCCAACCUGGCAGGCCACUGGCCAGCGCUGCCCAUGGACCUGCGUGUGUGACAACUCCAGGCGGCAUGUUGCGUGCCGGCACCAGAACCUCACCGAGGUGCCGAACGCCAUCCCCGAGCUGACCCAGCGGCUGGACCUCCAGGGCAACAUGCUGAAGGUGAUCCCUCCAGCUGCCUUCCAGGACCUGCCUUAUCUGACACAUCUGGACCUGCGGCACUGCCAGGUGGAGCUGGUGGCUGAGGGUGCCUUCCGUGGCCUGGGCCGCCUGCUCCUUCUCAACCUGGCUUCCAAUCGCCUGACUGCGCUGCCCCAGGAGGCGCUGGAUGGGCUGGGCUCGCUGCGGCGGCUGGACCUGGAGGGGAACAUGCUGGAGGAGCUGCGGCCAGGGACGUUCGGGGCACUGGGUGCACUGGCCACACUGAACCUGGCACGCAACGCCCUUGUCUACCUGCCUGCCAUGGCCUUCCAGGGGCUGCUGCGCACCCGCUGGCUGCAGCUGUCCCACAACGCGCUCAGCGUGCUGGCCCCUGAGGCCCUGGCUGGCCUGCCCGCCCUGCGCCGGCUCAGCCUGCACCACAACGAGCUGCAGGCCCUGCCCGGGCUGGCCUUGUCUCAGGCCCAAGGCCUGGUCCAUCUUGAGCUGGGCCACAAUCCAUUCACCUACAUGGGGGAGGAGGACGGGCUGGCACUGCCCAGCCUGCGGGAGCUGAUGCUGGACCACGGGGCCCUGCAGGCUCUGGACCCCAGGGCCUUUGCCCACUGCCCACAUCUGCACACUCUGGACCUCCGUGGGAACCAGCUGGACACCCUGCUGCCACUUCAGGUUCCGGGGCAGCUGCGCCGGCUGUGGCUGCAGGGGAACCCGCUGUGGUGUGGAUGCCAGGCCCGGCCACUGCUCCAGUGGUUGGCACGGGCAUGCGUGCGCUCGGAUGGUACGUGCAGGGGUCCCCAGCGCUUGCGAGGUGAGGCCCUGGAUGCCCUGCGGCCCUCGGACCUGCGCUGUCCUGGAGAUGGAGCAGAGGAAGAGGAAGAGGACCUGGCUGCUGUGCGGCCCCGCGGCCCUCCCAGUGCCCCCAAGGAGGAGGAUGGGGCGGCCAAGCCCUGCCCGCGCGUCUGCAUGUGCGCCUCUGAGUCCCGGCACAGCGGCUGUGAGGGCCGAGGCCUGCAGGCUGUACCCCGCGGCUUCCCCAACGACACCCAGCUCCUGGACCUGAGGCAGAACCACUUCUCUUUGGUGCCCCGCGCGGCCUUCCCAGGCCUGGGCCUCCUGGUGUCGCUGCACCUGCAGCACUGCGGUAUCGUGGAGCUGGAGGCGGGCGCCCUGGCAGGGCUGGGCAGCCUGAUGUACCUCUACCUCUCUGACAACCAGCUGUCAGGUCUCAGCGCUGCCGCCCUCGAAGGGGCCCCUCUCCUGGGCUACCUGUAUCUCGAGCGCAACCGCUUCCUGCAGGUGCCAGGGGCCGCCCUGCGUGCCCUGCCCGGCCUCUUCUCCCUGCACCUGCAGGACAAUGCUGUGGAUCGCCUGGCCCCUGGGGACCUGGCAGGUGUGCAGGCCUUGCGCUGGCUCUAUCUGAGUGGGAACCGCAUCACCCAAGUGUCCCCUGGGGCCCUGGGCCCAGCUCGGGAGCUGGAGAAGCUGCACCUUGACAGGAACCAGCUGCGAGAGGUGCCCACUGAGGCCCUGGAGGGGCUGCCUGCCCUCCUCGAGCUGCAGCUCUCGGGGAACCUGCUCAGGACCCUGAGCCAUGAGGCCUUUCGGCCCGUGGGCCUGUCCCUGCAGCACCUCUUCCUGAACAGCAGUGGCCUGGAGCAGAUUUCUCCCGGGGCCUUCUCGGGCCUGGGACCCCAGCUCCAGAGCCUAUACUUGCAGAAGAACCAGCUGCAGGCUCUGCCGGCCCUGCCCGGUCUCAGCCAGCUGGAGCUCAUCGACCUCAGUGGCAAUCCCUUCCGCUGCGACUGCCAGCUGCUCCCACUUCACAGGUGGCUCACUGGGCUGAACCUGCGCGUGGGGGCCACCUGUGCCGCGCCCCCCAGGGCCCGUGGCCAGAGGGUGAAGGCUGCAGCUGCUGUCUUUGAAGCCUGCCCGGGCUGGGCUGCCAGGAAGGCCAAGCGGACCCCCAGUGCCAGGAGAAUAACUCUGAAGGGAAGACAGUUGGGAGCAGACAAGGUUGGCCUCGGGGCAGCCCUCGGGGAGCUCGUGUGGACGCUGAGCUUGGCUCAGGAGCAGCAGCUCUGA
Equus quagga is the source of this 2388-nucleotide messenger RNA. It is a transcript of the gene CHADL, whose product is annotated as chondroadherin like. The record is from RefSeq and is a predicted model, not a curated record. Gene Ontology annotation, molecular function: protein binding. Lineage: Eukaryota; Metazoa; Chordata; Mammalia; Perissodactyla; Equidae. Gene Ontology annotation, cellular component: plasma membrane.